AUGUCUUCCGAGACCCCUUGCCCAUUCCGCGUGUCUUUACGCGACCAGAUCGACUUGGAGCGUAAUGAAGCCUUCCGCGCCAUGCGGGAGCAGCUGCGCCGUCAGGAUUGCGGCAUGGAAAGCCCGACUUUCUGCUCUACCCACCGCCAUGAAUGCGACUCAGCCGACCAAGAAGCUUUCCGCCUGCAUCGCGACAUCAUUCAUACCCUCCUCGUGCCUCUGUUCCUGAUUAACCACCAGGCGGAACGAGUGGCCGCUCGCGCUUUACCCAACAAAAAAGGGGCCGAGCCAGAACGGGCGUUCCGCGGUGAGGCGCGCAGUGCAUUUGCCUGGCUCCACUGUAUUCUUAUCGAAGAGCACGACUGGUACCUUACUGCGCGAUGCCCGACCUGCAUCGUUCUGCAUGUCCUCCAUUCCGAGCCUACAAUUCGAUUCCUGACCGUGGCCGCUCAGCUCGCGGGAUCGCGCUCCGGCUUCAACUGCUGGCUCAGUGCGCUCGAGACCGCCGUUCGCGAGGAUCCAUUCUGGGGUGAUGCUUUCUGGCCUGACAUUGAAGAUCGCGCUUCUCGUUUGACCGACGGUGUUCAGCAGCUUGUUCGCCAAUGCCAUGAAUUGCGCACCAACUUGGAAACCCCCACCUAUGAGCCGCCUUCACUGGCGACAUCUCCCGUGUAUGAGCGCCCAGCCUGCAAAAUCGCUAUCAAGACCUCGAGCUUUGCCCGGAAACAGGUUAAGCUGAGCCGCGAGGAGCAGCGUUAUCGGUCUUCUCUUACCUGGAACGCGUGGAACUGCUCUCGGGAGAUGCGCCAGCCGCUUGGCAGCGGCUCGACUCAGUCUCGCCAGCGAUCCAUGACUUCGUGA
Messenger RNA from Penicillium pulvis, 861 nucleotides. RefSeq lists its product as uncharacterized. Bases 1 to 861 code for a protein of 286 amino acids. NCBI's taxonomy places the organism in Eukaryota, Fungi, Ascomycota, Eurotiomycetes, Eurotiales, Aspergillaceae. The record is from RefSeq and is a predicted model, not a curated record. The transcript has a single exon.